CGGGCAUGGCUGACCUGAAUUAUUUGGACGACUACUAAAGUACCUUGUCUACACACUCACUUAUCUUUCACCCAGCACGGCUUUGUGCUCUCUCAUACUACCCCGUCGCCUCAACCGUCCACCAAGCCCCUCCCCACCUUCAUUGCCUGACGCCUGACGCCUGACGCCCUCCUCACCCGGACACGUCAGAGAGCUCAUCAACAGCGGUCCAGGCCGAGAAGAGCGCCGAUAGCGUGGGGGUGGGACAGCAGCCAAGUGCCGGGCCAUCAUCUCAAAAUGGCCGAUUCUGCUGCGGAUCUGGAGGCUCACCCUCACCCGCAGGGCGGUGCCAAGCAGACGGCCAAGGACCUGUUCUCCGGAGCUGCUGGUGGUGUUGCACAGGUGCUAUUGGGCCAACCCUUCGACAUAGUCAAGGUGCGCCUGCAGACAUCAACCACAAACACAUCAGCCCUGGCAACAGCAACCUCCAUCCUCAAGAACGAAGGGCCGGCGGCCUUCUACAAGGGCACCCUCACCCCGCUCAUCGGGAUCGGCGCCUGCGUGUCCGUCCAGUUCGGCGGCUUCCACGCCGCCCGGCGCUACUUCGAGGAGCAGAACACGGCCAACCACGGCGCCGCCCCGGGCGCCCCGCUCGGGUACGGGCAGUACUACGCCUCGGGCGCCUUCGCGGGCGUGGCCAACACGCUGCUGUCGAGCCCCAUCGAGCACGUGCGCAUCCGGCUGCAGACGCAGCCCCACGGCGCGGGGAGGCUCUACUCGGGCCCGCUGGACUGCGUGCGCAAGCUGACGGCGGCCCCCGGCGGCGGCCUCCUCGGCGGCGUGUACCGCGGCACCGCGGUGACGGUCCUGCGGGAGGCCCAGGCCUACGGCGUGUGGUUCCUGUCCUUUGAGUGGCUCAUGGCCCGCGACGCCGCGCGCAACGGCGUCGACCGCAAGGACAUCCCCGCCUACAAGGUCGCCUUCUACGGCGGGCUGGCCGGCGAGGCGCUCUGGCUCUCGAGCUACCCCUUCGACGUGGUCAAGUCCAAGAUGCAGACGGACGGGUUCGGCAAGGACAAGGUGUACAAGAACAUGCGGGACUGCUUCGCGCAGACGUGGAGGAAGGAGGGCAUGGGCGGGUUCUGGAGGGGGCUGGGCCCGACGCUGCUCAGGGCCAUGCCUGUUUCUGCGGGUACGUUUGCCGUCGUCGAGAUGACGAUGAGGGCUAUCAACUAGGGCGGUGGGACAAAAGCCGUCGGAAGCUGGGGAUGGCAAAAAUCAUGCGAGGCCCCGGCAAGGGGGAAGCAGGUCUCUGGGAGCCCGGGACCAUUUUGAAUGCAUCAGGAAAUUUCACGCGGUUCAACACUAGACAUAUCGAGAGGGGCAGCAAUAGACACGGCGGGACGAGGGCAACCCCUUCACUGCUUCACAUUUCUGGAGCUACAUUUAGGAUCUAAUCACUGUUCUCAACGCGCCUCUGCAGGAUCAUCCUCGCGUUCCCGGGCUCGAGCGUCUCGAUGCCGAGCUCCUCCAGCACCUUUCUCGCCUCGGAAUUGUCUGUGAACACGCGGUCAUUGGCCUGCUUGAGCGACAUGAAGCCCUCCUCGGCCUCGAGUGGCAGGUUGAGCAGCUUGACCGCGUCCGCGAGCGUGGCCAUGGCCUCGGACGCGUUGGGCACGUAGCGGUCCACCAUGGCGAACACGGCGUGCAGGUCGCGCAUGAACUGGGCGGCCCCGAGGGCGGUGAACUUGUUCUUGCGCAGGACGUCGCCCCACAGCGUGUCCUGCAGGCUGUCGAGGGCCCCGCGGACGACGCGGCGCAUCACGGCGGCGCUGACGGUGCGCGCGAGGAAGUCGAAGUUGCGCUUGAUGAUGCGCAGCGGCUCGUCCAGCUCCGCCGUGAUGGCCAGCUGGUACGGGUCGAUGGGCGCCGUGUCCUCGCUGACGACGGUCCACUGCGCCCGCUGGAUGUAGGCGCGGAACGCGUCCGCGUGCGACCUGAUGACCGCCUCGAUCAGCAGGUCCUGCGCCGCCGCCCGCCGCUCCGUAUACGCCUUGAUGGUCUCGUCGAACAGUAUACCUCCGUCCUCGCCUGUGCCGACUGUCUGUGAUGUCCGGCCCUUGACUUCGUCUUGGCUCAUUCCACCCGCGAGGUUGCCCUGGUCGUCGGCCAUGUUGGCCCUAGCCCUGGCCUGCAGCCGGUCCCACAGGUCCACAAAGAACUCCUCGUUGCUCCAGUCCUUCAGCGCGCCGACAACGUGAUCCGUGCUGCCAAAGACCUUGCACAGCGUCUCGAACGCCCCGGUUCCCUCGAGGGCCGCCAAUUGCUCCUUGGUCGCACCGUACACCAUCUUGCCGGCGGUGGAAGUCAUAGCUUUAUAAGCGCCCAGUGACCCGUUGAGCCGGUCAUGAUACGAGUCCAAGAUCUCCAAUUGGAUCUCGAUCAGGAAGCGCAGCUUAUGGGAGAAUCUCCUGACCCGCUCGUAUUGAGUCGUCACGGAGCGCAGGAGGUCGGUGACCCGGACAGCACCGUAUGUCGGCUUGGUCUUCCCAGGGCCGUUGUACUCGUAGUCGAUCUGGCCCGCGUCCGGCGUGGCCAUGAUCGCCUUGUACCUCUCGAGGGCGAACGUCUUCUCCGCCUCGAGCCACUUGUCAAAGUGUUUGUCCAGUACCUCGGAGGUGAUGCCGCCCCAGCCUCGCUCGAGGUCGCCUCCGUCGUAGUUGAACCUGGCCCGCAGAGUUUCGUCGAAGGUCAUCAGCUCCCCCAUAAGCCUGCUCAGGAAGACUGGGUCCUUCAGGGCGACCUCCACAGCUGAAUUGACCUUCUCCCUGAUUACAGGCAGCAAGGAGGUGAUGACGGCACACGUCGGGUCCAUGUAAACCAUCUUGUUGGCGGCCGCCGUGUCGCUGAACUUGGUCGCGAGUAUGAAGCCAAAGUUAUCGCGCAUGAAGUCGUCCCACUCCUCUAUGCGAGCGGUAACCCAGGGAAAACACUGGUUCCCAAUAUUGUGCGGAUUGCUUGUGGGUUUGUCGCUCAUGAAAUGGUAGCGGAACUCCUUGGACCAGUUCUGCACCAUGACAUCGAUGGGCAGCAGCGUCACCACGCCGUCCGAGUAGAGGACCUCUGGGACCUGCAGGUCCACCAGCUUCUCGAAGCACUCCCUCCACUCCUCGUCGAUCUCUGACCGUGCGUCCACCUUCUUUGGCCAGCCCCUCUUUGUGAGGACCCCGUCCAUUUCUGCCCACAUGGUCCUCUUCAUCUCGUCCCAAAGACUCUCGGCGAUGCCAGCAACGUGUGACACCAGGUGGGUGGCCGCAUAGUCGGCCUGAGGCUGCAGCUCGUGCAGGUACUGAGCCAGCUGCUUAAGCCUCGUGUAGGACUCGAGGGCGGCCUUUGGGCUCUUGGGCAGGUGGCUCCGGGCCUCUGCCCUCAGGUUCUCGACAUCCUGCAGCAAGAGCAGGUACUUGUGGGCGAGGUCGACCUUCUGCAGCUUGUGCAUGGGGGCCUCGAGCCUGCGGAUGGCCUCGUCGGGAGCAUCGGAGCUGGAGACGAUCUGCAGGCGGACGUCGAUGCUGCGCUGCAGGGACUGGAAGUCAUCGAUCUGCUUCUGCAGCGAGGCUUGGCGCUGGUCGGCAGACUGGCGGGCGACCUCGAGGGCGUGGGCUGCGUCGUCGAGCUGGGACUGCAGCUGGACGUGCUGCUCCUCGACGCUGGCGAGGAGCUCGUCGAGGUUGUCCAGGUCGAUGGUGGACUGCAGCUUGUCGUCGAGGAAGUCGUCCAGCCGCAUGUCCUCCGAGGACUGCGAGGGGAACGACCGUAGCUGGACAGCCAUGAUGUACGGUGGGUGUGCUCACCUCGGGUAUAUCUGGGGCGGCAGGGCGGCAGACCGGUAGUGGUAUCGUUGUCGUCGGUAAUUCGGUUUUGGCUGGCAGACAGCUUUCUCCAACUUGUCGGAACUGCACACCCAAGCAGUUCCAGGCCCCACCUAAAGUCCGGGGUCGGCCAACCACACAGUGGUCUCUCUUAGGGGCUUGGCCUGGGUAGAAUUGCAGAGCACCGGGUACAGCAGCUCGGUACGGAGGUCGGGACCGAGUCUACUCCACCACAAUCCGAAGCUCCCAGGCAAUCCCCAAGCAGGGUCACACUUUCCGACUCAGCUCGGGGGCCAACGUGCCAGCGCGAUUCAACCCACAAGAGGUGAUGGUUUUGAUAUGUUAGCUUCUAGUAUACUUAGUCUUUCAAAUUCUAUUUAUAUGGUAGGUUUAGCUUUUUAAUAU
Molecule: messenger RNA, 4256 nt
Organism: Diaporthe batatas
Lineage: Eukaryota; Fungi; Ascomycota; Sordariomycetes; Diaporthales; Diaporthaceae
Exons: 2
Coding region: 277-1215 (312 amino acids)
Biological process (GO): mitochondrial L-ornithine transmembrane transport
Molecular function (GO): L-ornithine transmembrane transporter activity
Source: RefSeq, a predicted model, not a curated record